AUGGCGGCUAAGGUGGGUGAGCUGGGAACACCUCGGAGAACUUUUCUUUAUAUAAUACCCACUGGUGCAAUUGAUUCCAUCACAGGGGAGGAGAUACCAAGGGAGGAGGAAAGAGGACAGGUGUAUCCUCUUCGUGUGAAUCCUGAGAAACUCCCAUAUGAUCUGGUAACGCCCAUUGCACAAAUUUUGGGAAAGGAUUCCUGCUCUACCUGGGGUGGAGGGCAUUUCUCAACCUUUGAUAAAUACCAGUAUGACUUCACGGGCACCUGCAACUAUAUCUUUGCUACCGUAUGCGACGAAACCAGCCCAGACUUCAACAUUCAGUUCCGCCGCGGGCUGAACAAAAAAAUUGCAAGGAUCAUUAUUGAGCUGGGACCUUCUGUCAUCACGGUUGAGAAAGGCAGCAUUUCAGUCAGAAGCGUUGGUAUCAUUAAGUUGCCUUAUACGAGCAAUGGAAUUCAAAUAGCACCUUUUGGACGCAACAUCCGUUUGGUGGCCAAGAUGAUGGAGAUGGAGCUAGUUGUCAUGUGGAACAAUGAUGAUUAUCUUAUGGUUUUGACUGAGAAAAAAUACAUGGGGAAAACCUGUGGAAUGUGUGGAAAUUAUGAUGGCCAAGGACUGAAUGACUUUAUGAAUGAAGGUAAAUUGCUGGAUACAUACAAAUUUGCUGCAUUACAAAAAAUGGAUGAUCCAUCAGAGAUCUGCCUAUCUGAGGAGAUAUCUAUUUCUGCCAUUCGUCACAAAAAAUACGUCAUGAUCUGCUCCCAGCUACUCAACCUUGUGUCACCAACCUGCAGUGUGCCAAAGGAGGGGUUUAUUGUUCGUUGCCAGCUUGAUAUGCAGGACUGCAGCGAGCCAGGACAAAACAACUGCACUUGUUCUACGCUAUCAGAGUAUUCAAGGCAAUGUGCUAUGUCCCACCAAAUGGUGUUCAACUGGAGGAAUGAAAACUUCUGCUCUGUGGGAAAAUGUUCUGGUAACCAGAUCUAUGAGGAAUGUGGUUCUCCAUGUAUUAAAACCUGUUCCAACCCAGAGUACAGCUGUUCCAGUCACUGCACCUAUGGUUGCUUUUGUCCAGAAGGGACUGUUCUUGAUGACAUCUCAAAGAAUCGAACAUGUGUUCACAUUAAGCAGUGCCCAUGCUCACUCAAUGGGAAAGUAUAUGCUCCUGGUGAAACAAUGAAAGCAGCAUGUAGAACCUGCCAAUGUACAAUGGGUCAGUGGAACUGCAUAGAAUUGCCUUGCCCUGGAAGGUGUUCCCUCGAAGGAGGCUCCUUUGUUACCACUUUUGAUUCUAGGUCCUACAGGUUCCAUGGAGUUUGCACUUAUAUUCUUAUGAAGAGUUCCAGCCUGCCACACAGGGGAACCCUAAUGGCUGUAUAUGGGAAGUCUGGUUACUCUCAUUCUGAGACGUCACUUACUGCUAUAAUUUAUUUGUCUACAAAGGACAAAAUCGUGAUUUCUCAAAAUGAACUCCUUACUGACGAUGAUGAACUUAAGCGGCUACCUUACAGAUCAGGCGACAUCACUAUUUUCAAACAGUCCUCAGUCUACAUACAAAUGCACACAACCUUUGGGCUCGAGCUUGUGGUUCAAACAUCGCCUGUGUUCCAGGCCUAUGUGAAAGUUGGACCACAAUUCAAAGGCAGGACUCUAGGUUUGUGUGGCAAUUACAAUGGCGACACUACAGAUGACUUCAUGACCAGCAUGAAUAUCAAUGAAGGGACAGCUUCCCUGUUUGUAGAUUCCUGGAGGGCAGGAAAUUGCCAGCCUGCUUUAGAGAGAGAUACUGACCCCUGUGCUAUGAGCCAACUGAACAAAAUAUCUGCUGAGACUCAUUGCUCUAUUCUUACGAAGAAGGGUACAGUGUUUGAAAAAUGCCAUGCUGUGGUGAACCCUAUUCCUUUCUAUAAGAGAUGUGUCUACCAAGCCUGUAAUUAUGAAGAAACCUUUCCCUAUAUUUGUUCCGCUCUUGGAUCAUAUGCACGAACAUGUAGUUCCAUGGGUUUAAUCCUUGAAAACUGGAGAAACAGUAUGGACAACUGCACUAUUACUUGUACUGGCAAUCAGACAUUCAGCUACAACGCCCAGGCAUGUGACAGGACAUGCUUAUCUCUCUCCAACCGAGCCCUGGAAUGUCAUCCAACUGACAUCCCCAUUGAAGGCUGCCAUUGUCCUAAAGGAACGUACUUGAACCACAAAAAUGAAUGUGUUCGUAAAUCUCAUUGUCCCUGCUAUUUAGAAGAUAGAAAAUACAUUUUACCUGACCAGUCAACAAUAACUGGUGGGAUUACCUGCUACUGUGUUAAUGGGAGGCUAAGUUGCACUGGCAAACCUCAAAAUCCUGCAGAAAGCUGCAAAGCUCCUAAGAAAUAUGUAUCAUGUUCUGACAGUUUAGAAAACAAGUAUGGAGCUACAUGUGCCCCUACCUGUCAAAUGUUAGCCACUGGAAUUGAAUGUGUACCUACUAGGUGUGAAUCAGGCUGUGUCUGUACUAAUGGGCUGUAUGAGAAUCUUGAUGGCGGGUGUGUACCAGCUGACGAGUGUCCCUGUGAAUAUGGUGGUCUUGCUUACGGAAAAGAUGAGCAGAUCCAAACCGAAUGUGAGAUCUGCACUUGCACAAGAGGCAAAUGGAAAUGUGUUCAAAAAUCCAGGUGUUCCUCAACAUGUAAUCUUUAUGGAGAAGGUCACAUUACUACCUUUGAUGGGCAGCGCUUCGUGUUUGACGGCAACUGUGAAUACAUACUAGCUAUGGAUGGCUGCAGUGUUAAUAAACCUGUUUCCUCCUUUAAAAUUGUUACUGAGAAUGUCAUCUGUGGGAAAUCAGGGGUUACCUGCUCCAGAUCAAUCAGCAUUUUCCUUGGGAACUUGACAUUCAUACUGCGAGAUAAAACCUUCUCUGUUUCUGGGGAAAAUCCUCUUGUGCAAUAUAAAGUGAAAAAAAAUGUCCUUCACCUGAUGUUCGAUAUUGUUAUCCCAGGAAAAUACAACAUGACCCUUAUCUGGAACAAGCACAUGAACUUUUUCAUCAAGAUCUCCAGAGAAACACAGGAAACUAUCUGUGGUUUGUGUGGGAACUACAAUGGCAAUAUGAAAGAUGAUUUUGAAACCCGAAGCAAGUAUGUAGCAUCAAAUGAAUUGGAGUUUGUCAAUUCUUGGAAAGAAAAUCCACUCUGUGGGGAUGUAUACUUUGUGGUGGACCCCUGUAGCAAGAACCCUUACCGUAAAGCCUGGGCAGAAAGGACAUGUUCCAUCAUUAACAGCCAAGUUUUUUCUGCCUGCCACAAUAAGGUAAACCGUAUACCCUAUUAUGAGGCCUGUGUCCGAGACUCUUGUGGUUGUGACAUUGGAGGAGAUUGUGAGUGCAUGUGUGAUGCCAUUGCGGUGUAUGCCAUGGCAUGCUUAGAUAAAGGCCUCUGCAUUGACUGGAGGACACCGGAGUUCUGCCCUGUCUAUUGUGACUACUACAAUUCACAUACAAAAUCAGGAAGUGUGGAUUCUUAUUCUUAUGACUACAGCAGUGACAACUGCACCUGGCACUACAGGCCAUGUAACUGUCCAAAUCAAAACUACAAAUACGUCAACAUUGAAGGCUGUUACAACUGCUCUCAUGAUGAAUACUUUGACCACGAGAAGGGACAGUGCAUGCCAUGCUCUACUUCAGUCCCAACAUCAAUGACUACCUUGCCAACAGCACCAACUACUUCUGCAGCUAUUAUAUCAACAGAAACCACUAUUCCAACAAUAACUUCAAAAAUCACUAUUACAAGAACUUCAUCAGCAUUACCGCUUGUUACAACAAAGUCAACAACAGAACAGACAACAUCAGUUUUUGUCACACCAGCUGUGACCACAGAAAUUGCUACGCCUUCUGUAACUCCCUCAACAGAGAGAGCCAUGACCACGAAACUGCAGCCUACAUCUACUGCCUCAUCAACCAUUCCAUCAACAGAGACAGAAAAAACAAAGUUUACCACACUGCCCAUCACGACCACUAUCAGAAGAGAAACAACCACAUCAGUACCCACUCAUGCUACCUCUCAUGUCACAACUUUCACCAAACCGAAGUUAACAACACUAGACUCAGAAGGCCCCAUUUCCACCUUUCUUGUCAUGGCCCCUCAGCGAGGGCUUAGUGCAGGGUCAACUGCUUGCCUUACGUGCACAUCUUUCCCAGCAGCUGUCACCUAUGAAAAGGCAAGUGUGCCACACACGGUCACCUGGAAAACCACCCCAGCCACAUCCACCUCCAGGACCUCCAAGAUCUCUGUGUCCACAGCAACGAGCCCCGAAGUGCUGCUGACAACAACAACUCAGGUCCCCAGCACCCCACGCAGCACCUCGGCCUCCAGCACACCGCUCAGCACCCACGCGCCAUUUGCCGCCCCCUCCACAGUCUCCACCAAGGCUCCCACAACAACUAGGCCAAAGCCCACACCUACCACGCUAGCGUCCACAGCCUCUCCCUCCACAACCAGUGUUUCUACAGAGACGCUGCCAGCUGUGUCCUCUGCAACCACCACAAUCAAAACGAGCCCCCUGUCAACGUCUGCUUCUUCUCCAUCCUCUACUCUGUCCUCAACAUCACUAAGCCCAUCACAUCCCGUUGUUCUCUUUUUCCCCUGUGCCUUUGGUAUUGGGACUCCUUGGACCUGGAAGGGUUCGGACCCAACCAGCACAUUGUCCCUAACUGUAUCCUCUGCUCUUGACCCUUCAGAGGUUUGUCCGGAGACAUAA
This is a messenger RNA of Tinamus guttatus (white-throated tinamou), 4737 nucleotides long. The record is from RefSeq and is a predicted model, not a curated record. Lineage: Eukaryota; Metazoa; Chordata; Aves; Tinamiformes; Tinamidae.